Urocitellus parryii (Arctic ground squirrel) is the source of this 978-nucleotide messenger RNA. Its product is annotated as olfactory receptor 51L1-like. Gene Ontology annotation, cellular component: plasma membrane. Gene Ontology annotation, biological process: G protein-coupled receptor signaling pathway. The record is from RefSeq and is a predicted model, not a curated record. NCBI's taxonomy places the organism in Eukaryota, Metazoa, Chordata, Mammalia, Rodentia, Sciuridae. Gene Ontology annotation, molecular function: olfactory receptor activity; G protein-coupled receptor activity.
AUGGUACAUGAAAAGGCAUGCAGCCCUGGCAUCUUGCUUCCUGUUAAUGGCACCAACUCUGCCUUCUCCACCUUCCUGGUCACAGGCCUCCCAGGGCUAGAGUCUGUGCACAUCUGGAUCUCCAUACCGUUUUGUGCCAUGUUCCUUAUUACCUUGAYGGGCAAUGUGAGCAUCAUGACAAUUAUUUGGCAGGAGGAGACCCUCCACGUGCCKAUGUAUACCUUCCUGGCCAUGUUAGCUUUCUCUGAUCUGGGCCUGUCCUUCUUCACCUUUCCCACCAUGCUGAGGAUCUUCUGGAUGGAUGCUCGAGAGCUAACCUUUUCUGCUUGCUUCACCCAGAUGUUCUUUAUUCACACCUUCCAGGAUUUUGAGUCAGCCAYUAUUCUGGCAAUGGCCUUUGACCGAUAUGUGGCCAUUUCUCACCCAUUGCAUUAUUCCUCCACUCUUACCAAUAACAUCAUUGCCAAGAUAGGUUUGGCUAUUGUUGUGCGAACCUUGAGUGUGCAAGUGCCUCUCCCCCUGCUCUUGAGGAGGCUGUGCUUCUGUCACUCCAACAUACUUUCUCACUCCUACUGCCUGCAUCCUGACAUCAUAAAGCUGUCCUGCUCUGAUACUAGGAUCAAUAGCAUCUUUGGACUGUUUGUGGUACUCUCUACUAUGGGACUUGAUUUUCUCCUCAUUCUCCUUUCUUAUGUGUUGAUUCUGAACACUGUGUUGCGCAUUGCAUCUCACAGUGGCCGCCUCAAGGCUCUCAACACCUGCAUCUCCCACCUGUGUGCUGUGAUCCUCUUCUUCACACCCAUGAUCUGCCUGUCUAUGCUGCACCGCUUUGGCCCAAGCCUUCCAUCCCACAUCUAUGUGACCAUGGCCAACAUGCACUUCCUCAUUCCCCCUGUGAUGAACCCCAUUGUGUAUGUGGUGAAAACCAAGCAGAUGCAGGAUAAAAUUCUGAAAUUCUUCACUAAAAAAACCUCAUAA